AUGACUUCCAAAAUAACCCCUUUCGUUUUUCGAUCCGCAUUUAGACCAGCAAGAAUAGCUUCAUCAUCACAAUGUCGACCAUUUGUUACCGGCAGCAGAUUAUCCAGCGAUUCUCUCAAUGUUCAUCGCGAUACACCCGACAAUAAUGCCUCUAUUCCCUUUAAGUUCACGCCUCAAAAUGAGAGGCUUAUCGAAGAAAUCCUCAAACGUUAUCCUCCACAAUACAAAAAGGCCGCCGUCAUGCCCAUCCUCGAUCUUGGACAACGUCAACAUGGAUUCACAAGUUUGAGUGUGAUGAAUGAGGUGGCCAAAUUAUUGGAGAUGCCUCCUAUGAGAGUUUAUGAAGUGGCUACCUUUUAUACCAUGUAUAACAGGAAUCCCGUGGGCAAAUUCCAUGUGCAAGCUUGUACUACGACUCCAUGUCAAUUAGGUGGAUGUGGAAGUGAUUCAAUUGUCAAGGCAAUUGAAGGACACCUGGGUAUCAAGCCUGGUCAAACCACAAAAGAUGGACUAUUCACCUUUGUCGAAGUCGAAUGUUUGGGUGCAUGCGUCAACGCCCCCAUGAUACAAAUCAACGAUGACUUUUAUGAAGAUCUCACACCCGAGUCAACUGUCACAUUAAUCAAGGCACUCCAAGCCAGCGCCUCAGAUAUCGCCAGUGCUGAAGGUGGGAAGGGCGCCAUUACAGGUGGCGAUAAGAACGUCAAGUCCGGGGCCGAAGUAGGAAAGGAUGCUGCAAGAAUUUAUAAUAAGGGAGGUGUUAAAGUACCAAGUCCGGGACCAAUGAGUGGAAGGAAAACUUGCGAGAAUAUCAAGGGUUUGACGAAUUUGACGAGUGAGCCAUGGAGUAAGGAGGUUUUCAAACCAGAAUGGCAGUAG
Sclerotinia borealis F-4128 is the source of this 879-nucleotide messenger RNA. NCBI's taxonomy places the organism in Eukaryota, Fungi, Ascomycota, Leotiomycetes, Helotiales, Sclerotiniaceae. The record is from the annotation of a GenBank genome assembly.